This is a messenger RNA of Bactrocera latifrons, 1001 nucleotides long. RefSeq lists its product as uncharacterized. Bases 90 to 800 code for a protein of 236 amino acids. The transcript is spliced from 2 exons. The record is from RefSeq and is a predicted model, not a curated record. NCBI's taxonomy places the organism in Eukaryota, Metazoa, Arthropoda, Insecta, Diptera, Tephritidae.
GACGAACAGAAACUGAGGCCACUGGGUCUCAGCGAGUAAUUUGAAUUCGGUAGCAGUUUAUAAUCGCAUCAAGUCAAUAAAGGAUCAGAAUGCAGCCACGGAUGCAGUUGCUUUUGUUGGCGGUUAUCGCUGUAAUCACCAGGCAAUCAAAGCACGCGAACGCCAACGUGCUCUUUCGUUUCGCGCUGGAUUUUCAUGUGAAAUCGGACGAAUCCAACGAAACCGAUGGUGCCAUCAACAAAACUUUGAUUUUUGAAAACAAUCACAUCACCAUUAAAAAUAAUCUCCAACCAGAAGAGUCGAUCGAAGAGGAAUUAACUGCAGGACCCGAUAAAACGGAAACACCCAGCACCACCGCUGGACCACUGCGAUCUAUGUCAGACUUCUGGUUGCAAGAACAAAAUGUCACCGAUGUAGCCGAAACCGUAGAUGCCUUAACUCAACUAAAUCGGGAGAUUUCACCACUUGUUGGACGAAGCGACUACAUAUCUUCGAAGGUGAAGCUAGUAACACGUUACCUUAAUAUUUUGGAUGCACGAGCAGCUGCGGCAAACGAUGAGAACCUAACCAACUCGCAAUACAAGUAUGACCAAUUGCGAAAGUUCAUCAAAUUGGCGGAAAAAUUAAAGGAGCCGCCCAUCGCUGCCUCUGAACGCACCCUCGAUUAUACGGUGAUGAAGCUGGCUUUGGAGAAGUAUCACAUUGCAGACUUGCAGGAGAAGGUAGCGAAACAGGUGACUGACGCUGAAAAAGCAUGGCAACUGUAUGUCAAAACGAGACUGGUCGAAGUGGACGCUUAAGAGGGCCGGCCUGAAUGCGAUUACAUGUGACGGAUGCAAAACGAACUGCUGCUCUUAAAUGAAAUAAAGUUAAUUGCGUUUGGUGCAACAAAUCUGCCUCCAGAUAAUAAUACUUACUUAUAUAGUAUGUACUUAUGUCUAUAGGUAUAUAGUAUAUGCGAUAUAACUGCGUAAAUAAAAUUACGUCAAAAUUGGCAAAAA